Apus apus (common swift) is the source of this 9050-nucleotide messenger RNA. RefSeq names its product YY1 associated factor 2 (gene YAF2). Bases 277 to 819 code for a protein of 180 amino acids. The record is from RefSeq and is a predicted model, not a curated record. Gene Ontology annotation, cellular component: nucleus. NCBI's taxonomy places the organism in Eukaryota, Metazoa, Chordata, Aves, Apodiformes, Apodidae. The transcript has 4 exons. Gene Ontology annotation, molecular function: transcription coregulator activity; DNA binding. Gene Ontology annotation, biological process: positive regulation of DNA-templated transcription.
GCGCCCGAGCCGCCGGCGGUCGCGACCCUGCCGCCGUGCGGGGCCCGCCGGGCGCCGCGGCCUGCGGGCGGCCGCUGGUUGGCGGCGGGGGGACACGUGAGGGGGGAGGGGGCAGCGGCGGCGGCGGCAGGAGUUUCCCCGACAGCUGGAGGUUGCGGCGGCGGCUCCUCCUCCGCGGGUCCCCGUGCGAGCCGAGAGACCCCCUGCGCUCCUCCUUAUUGACAAACACACAAAGGGCUGCGCCGGGGCCGGGCUGGGGACGCGUCUGCAGCCGGCAUGGGAGACAAAAAGAGCCCGACCAGGCCGAAGCGGCAGCCGAAACCCGCCUCGGACGAGGGCUACUGGGACUGCAGCGUCUGCACCUUCCGCAACAGCGCCGAGGCCUUCAAGUGCAUGAUGUGCGACGUGAGGAAGGGCACCUCCACACGGAAACCUCGACCUGUCUCUCAGCUGGUUGCACAGCAGGUUCCUCAGCAAUUCAUGCCCCCUACACAAUCAAAGAAAGAGAAAAAAGACAAAGUAGAAAAAGAAAAAAGUGAAAAGGAAACAACAAGCAAAAAGAACAGUCAUAAGAAAACCAGGCCAAGAUUGAAAAAUGUGGAUCGAAGUAGUGCUCAGCAUUUGGAAGUUACCGUUGGAGAUCUGACAGUCAUAAUUACAGACUUUAAGGAGAAAACUAAGUCACCACCUGCUUCCAGUGCUGCUUCUGCAGAUCAACACAGUCAGAGUGGUUCUAGCUCUGACAACACAGAGAGGGGAAUGUCCAGGUCGUCUUCACCCAGAGGAGAAGGGUCAUCACUGAAUGGGGAAUCUCAUUAAAGCUUAAUUCCUCCAGUUUCUUUAGUCUCUUCUCUUCAAAACAUGCGAAUACAUAACUUAUGUCACCUGUUACCACAUUUUUAUGACAGAUUAUCCAUGCACAAUUGGUAUGUUGACUGGAACAUAAUUUAUGCAGUUUAAAAAAAAAUAAAGUGCAGUGGUAGAAACAAUAAUUUAAAUGCAAUCUAUAAAUGCUUACAAAGCAUUUUCAGACCAACUUUUUAAUCUUCAUGUGUAAAGGUGCCAUGAAAAUGUGGUUUGAAUGUUCCUUAUGCAGUGUUAUUGGUAAGUCCAUUUUCACUUUUAGUUUAGUGAAUUCUAACACAACUCUUGGAGUCUGUACUAUUGGCAUGUACUGAAUUUAAUUUUUUAUAACAUAGUUCAAGCUGCCUAAAUAUGUAUUAUUUGAGAAUUGUGAAACAUAGUUAUAUGUAUGCAAGUCAGAGAUCAACUUAAUCAACUAUUGCUGCAACAGAAUUUUCAUAAUAAUUAUCUUCUUAAAAACACCUGCUGGUACUUGGUGUGGUUAAAUAGGAAAAAUGUUAUUAAAUGAAACAUUUGUAUGAAUUUUUGCCAAUGUUUGACACAUUUUACUAGAUUACUGUUACUGAAUUAUGUUGAUGGUUUUACCAAUAUUUUUUCACACUUAAAACACUUAUUGUAAUGUUUACAAGCAAAAUAGAAAACACAUUCUAAGCGUUGAUUGGUUAACCUUACAAUUCAGGUAAAAUACUACAUUUGUCACUGUACACUGGUACUCUAUGUUGUGUAACAAAUAUUUGAACCUCAGAUGACUAUGCAUUUGGCAAAAUCUAACACUUGCAAAUAUGAAAGUUUGAAAAAGCUUUAAAAGUAAUAGAAGUGCAGUUCUCAUUGCUGCUUAGUGCUGUUUCUUUGCCCUAGAUUUAUCUGGUGUCAGAUAGUCACUUAUCAUUCAUUACAAGAAUAUCAGAUGUUGCACAAGAAUAAGGAAUUAACAAUACUAUUACUUUUUUUGUUCCUAAAUAAAUUAAUUUUGAUUUGGCCUAUUAGAAAAUACGAUGCCAUAAAUCAUAUGAAAAAACACAGUCCCCUAUUUUAAGGCAUAAACUGUUGACAUUUAUGCACUUAGCAAUAUGCUGAUACAGAGCAGAUUUACAAUCCCAUCUGGUAUUAUGUAAAAUUACCAAUAAAAUAUUUUUGUGAAUACAGAUUUUGCAUUUUUGUUUACAACCAAUAAGUGUUUUGAUACACACGUAUAAUCCAUGUAUAAAUUUUAAAUUAUAGAUUCAGGUUCAGUACAAAAGUCCAUUUAGCUCCUUUUAGUGACGUAGUGCACUCACACUCCUGUUGUGCUUUUUCAUUAAAAAUAGAUAUAUUUUUAAGCCCAUGUAAAAGUUGGAUGUACCUUCCUGGUAGUGAAUCCAGCCCCAAAUUAUUACCAACAUAUGAUACGUCUUCUUAACAGCUAAAACAAUGGAUUUUUGUAGCCCCUGACAAUUGUGAUGUUUGGUGGUUUCUUGUAGUAAUGUAUUUUUCUGUUUCUAAUGCAGUACUUCUACAGGCACAAUGGUACUGUUCUAUUUUGUAAGAUGCUAGUUGUGAAAUACAGUUAGUUGCAUAAAAUGAAAGUCUGAUGUGAUAUCUGAGAACAUACAUACCUCAUUCCUUGGUGUUGCUGUUUAAACUUUUUAGACAUCAAAUGUUAAUUAUAGGCUAUUUCAGAUGGUUAACUACUGACCUGUUUAUUAUGUAUUCUACUUUAUCUUACUAAAUAGGAUGUCUGUUCAAUGCCGUUACCUGGCCAAAUCUUAGUAUCUGUAAAACAAUGCAUUUUAAGGUUCUUAAAUGUUUUGGGGGCUGGGCUGGUGUUCAGAAUAACAUACACUAGUUUUUAAAAGAGAAAUACCUGCUUCUCAACUUUAUUUUUUUAUAUUUUAUUUUUAGGUGCGACUAUUUACAGAAUAUGCUGAUGUAAGGGAUUACAAGAGAGCUGAAGCUGUUUAAAGUAAGCAGGUCAAUGAUAGCAAAUUUGAUUGCAAGAUGUUUUAUGAAAUGUGUUUCUAAUUUAAAAUGUAAUAAAUACUAACACAUUUCAGAAUUCCUUGCAAACCAGUCAUAAUCUGUUACCAAUAAUUCACUAAAUGGGAACGUAUUUUAAUUAAACUUUAUGUGAAUAAACCACCCAGCACUGCCAACAAGAUGUCUCUCUGUAUCUUCAGAAAUAAGUAGCUUUUUGGUUUGGAAGGAAGGGAGGAUGAAGUGGAUUUAACUCUGAUUCAACUGUCUCUAGAGAAUAAUCUCAGAAAUGUGGUAUAGGUAUGGUUAUAAUCAAAAACAAUGCAGAAAAGUCUCAUUGUUCUUUAUGGAAUAAGACAUAGAAAGGAAAUUUCUAGCCACAAAUACGACACAAGUCAUCUAGGAUCUAAGAACUGAGCUGUGGUGGUUUAAACUGAACUAUUAUGUUGCCAGUGUUUACAUUGCAAUUAUGCCUAUUUUGGCAUUAAAAAAAGUUUAGAUCAUUUUUACCUGUUUGUGAUUAAAGGGAUGUGUCAAUACUGACAGCAGAGUAGACAAAUUCUAAGUAGUGUAUGGCAUUUGACUCUGUUCAUAUUAUAAUUUAAAUUAACUUCACUUUCAUAAUUUGUCGUAAACCUAAAUCCUUUUUCUAACUGUAAAUAUAUUUAAAAGCAUCUUUACUCCAUUUAUAAAAGGUGAAAAUUUAAUGUUGUAAUGUGUUUUGAUUAGCUAUUUUUCUCUGUGAAUGCUCUCUGCAUAAGAACUAUUAUUUGUUAAAUUCUAUAUAUGCCCCAGUCUUCAACAGCCAUACAUCCUGGGUUGUUCAUAAAACGGUGACCCAACAAAGACAAGUGUGAUAGUGUUACAUGUAAAUGAGUUCCUUUAUGUGUUGAUUGAUUGUCUGCUUUCAGAAAAGAAAAGAGGGGAGAAAUGGGAAAAACUGAAGUAUAAAUAGUUCAUUGAUAAAAUGUACAAUAAUUCAGUCUUGUCUCUUCCUAAGUUUGCCACUAAUUGUAUGUGGUAUAAGGAAAAGAACAAAUAUGCAGUUGUAGACUAUGAUCCUUCUUUUUUUUUUUUUCCUGAAAUUAAGUAUGUAUAUUGGAGAUAAAACAAAAGUUGUUCUACUUAGCAGCAGGUUAAAUUAUGCCAUAUAAAAUCUUGAUUCUAACAGAAGUGAUAGUAAAAAUAAUUACAUUAAAAAAACCUUUAAAAUUAUUGAUAUUAAGUCUUGAAAUUAAGAGUAUGACUGAAGUUUUAACCUAUUACAUGUUUCUUGAGAUAUUUUAUGUCUUGUGGCAUGGAUUGUAAAAUUUAUUUUUUUUUUUUUAAUUUUAUAAUUUGUGCACUUCAGGUUUGUUAAUAUUAUGGGUAUUAAAUUUUUAGGUAGCCAUGUAAGAUAGAAUACUUUUUAGAACUAGUUUCCACCAGUUCACUAUAAUGUUCAGGCAGGUCUUCUAAACUUGACACAAGUAUAUGGCUCUGCAUCUGAGACUCUUUAAUUUUCUUCUACUGUCUCAAAAGCCCAACAGUUCCCCACGUUAUGCUGAUAGAUUAUACUUUUGUUACCCAGGAUGGAUUUGGCAUGGAACUGUCUAUUGUGUAAUUUUUAUAUACAUCCAGGGUACUUUACCUGUAUCUGCUUGUUUUUUUUCUGUCACAUGCCUUUAUUUGACUCUGCUGCCUACUAGGGAGUCUGGGUAUACUUCCGUUCAAAUAUCAGAAACCAUUUGGAAACAAAUACAAUUUAAUUUCUCCAAAAGCAGCAGCAGGUGCUGCACUUGUAGUAAAUUUGGCCUGUGGUCACUCAGGAUAAAGACAGGUAAGAUAAAAAGUUAAUGCUGGUUUUGGCUAAUGGACCAGACAAAUACGAUACUUUGCAAAUGCGUCCUUCUAUGUUAAUGUUAAGAUUUGGGUGUGCUGGAAAUAAUGUUUGAGCUUCUGAAGGUUUUUCUUACCUGCAGUUACGCCCCGACUUAUGUCAAAGCAGUCUCAAACUAGCAAAAGCUGUACAGUAAAAUCAGUCAAACUGAGAAAGCUCAGCUGGUUUUCUUUUUUACUAUUGAAGAGACUUAAGAGAUUUGUCUAAGAAAACAGUCAGAUAUUGAGCUUAGUUUGAUGUCUAGAGAAGAACCCAUGUUUUAAUAAGAACUGACAGGAUUAAAUACUAAAUUAAAAUUGGCAAAGUACUUCACAAGUUAAUUACAAAUCAGUGAUUUACAGAAAUUAUUGUAACUUCCAGUCUAGAGUGGAGUAAAUGGUGCAACAGCAAUGGACAGCUGCAUGCUUGCUAGUAAGUGGUAUUAUCCAACAGCAAGUGAUGCUUAAGUGACUUUCCUAAGACAUUAUGCAAGAAGAUUGUGGUAUGUCUGUGAACAAUGCCUAGGAGUCCAGGUGUCCUUCCCUCUGUCUGAACUAUACCAUUGGAUUCCAACAGUGAAAGAAAAUGCAGUGAACAAAUAAAUUAGUUUCAGAUCCUAGAGUCUUAGUAACGCAGGAGCUGUUCAUAGCUUCUGUUUAACUGUAUGAAUGAAAAGUAAUUGAACUGCCACUGUACAGUACUUAAUCCCCCAGGAGGUGCUUUCAGUCCUGGUCUUGCCCCUUUUAUUAGAGAAAACAGACAGAACUAAUCUGAAAGAACUUUCUGUGUCCACUGACACAGGGGACUGUAAGAGCAGAUAGUUUAAUGGGCAAAAUCAUAUUCCAUAGAUCAAAUGAGUACUACUAAGAAUGACCACAAGAGAUUGCUGUACCAUUUGGGGUUUGUUAAACGACAAAAUGGUGACAUUAUUUAAUAAUUCUUUGUCCCGAAUGUUUAAAAAGAAAAUGACCGCCAGAAAAAAUAUAGUUCCAGGAACAAUAUAUUUGUUUGUAAACAAUUUAAAUAAUAGUUCCAAGAAGUUAAUUGUUUUGUAGAAAGUAUGGCAUAUCUAGACAGAGGUAGGAACAUCUGAGCAAGAAACCCUUCAAGACUACAUCUUUAGGAUCUAGACCACCUGGAAAAGUGUAAUCUUUUAAUUACACUGUUCUCUGUGCAGAAAUACUGAUCUUGGUCAAUGUGCUUGCAAAGCAAACAAGCUCCCUUAACCUUUAAGAUUUUAAUACUUGUGGCUUUAGACAAAUGGAGCUCUAAUUUACAAUGGAGUUAGUGAGAAGACAACUGAGGAAAAGAGUGUUAAUCUGUUUUUUGGUAACCUGCUAACUAUGUGCUCAUAGUUUUCCUCUUCCAUGUGAAGAAGCAAAACUAUACAAAAAUAUAUAGAAGAAGGAAAUUUAUGUAACCAGGACUAUUGAAAUUUGACUCCUUAGGGCCUUCCUAAGCUCACUAGCUUAUACAAACUACAAAUUCUGUUUGGUUCAAAGGCAGGUGCAGAUGCUUUGUCACUUGAAAAAGGAGGGAGUUGCUCGGUCACUUAGCAUCUGUUAGCAAGUGGUCAGGCCCAUUCUACUUCCUGAAUACCCACUUUGGGAAUACAGAAAUCUAAUAUGCUAUUUAUAUGCAUCUAAUAUAAAAGUACCAUCCAUGAAUAACCUAUUUCAAGCUGAUCCUUCUUUGCACAGAAUAAAUGAAAAUGCUUCAAUGCCAAGCCCAGUUUCUGAUAGCACAGAUCUCUGAGCAAGAAAAUCUGCCAUCUCUCUGAUCAUCUCUUACAGUAACAGCUUUCAGCUAUUAAUUAAUGUCAGCAAGAGAAUCCUCUUAAGAUUACAUCUACUUUUUGAGUUUCACUACUCUCACCUCUGAAGAAAACACUUCUGAUUCCUUCUCUUUUUUUUUUUUUUUAAAGUACAUCUAUAAUAAAAGUGGAUGCAGUGAAUUUGAGAUAAUUAUUUUGCCUGCAUUUGUAAGUGGGGAAUUUGACUGCUAUUCCUAGUUUUUCAACUAUAUCUUGGUUUCUGUAAGACCAACAAUGGUAUGUGGAUCUUAGAGAUCAUCUAUUAAUGUUGACACCAUUGUCCUUCUUUCUAUAUAAUUGGCAUACUGAACAGAUUCUUGCUCAGCAGACCUACUUACACCAAUCCUGUACUAUUCAAGCAUUCUGGCUGAGGUAGCUGGCAUUUUGGGAUGCCAGUUACUGGUCUUCAUGUCUGCAUUUCUGCAAAGGUUUGAUUCUCUUGCUGGGUGACUUCCAAACAUGGAAAAAUAAGUAAAACACCUUCCAACUGAUGGAGGCAUAAUGGUUCCAAGGAACUUGCAGUACCUGGAGGCUUUUUGAAAGGUGGAAGAAAAUACUCUCAGUGCCAGCUGGAGAAAGAGACCCAAGGAGCCUGCACAGACACUGAGCACUUUCUAAGCUUUCCUACGGAAACUGAAAAUGUCAAAAACCUUCAAAAACCCUCAGUCUGACAGAAAGGCAGAGGAAUAGAACAAAGAAAAUGUUGUGUUGUUUGGGUUUUUUUUAUGUUGUUGUUGUUCUUGUUGUGGGUUGGUUUUUUUUGUUUUUGUUUUUUCAGAAUAAUACCCAGAAAAGCCACUAUAAAAUGUCAUCUUGGUGUGCUUAGUAUUCCUUUCUCUGUGUAGUGUAUUGGAAGUAGGCAGUGUCCCACGCUUCUUAAAGGUGUGCGUUGCUUUAAAAUUCUUGAUACCUGUUGGUUCAGUGAUUUUUGGCCUAAAGAUAGAUGUAGGGUUUUGUGAAUUCCAUUUUAAAUACCAUGAGCAUUUCUCUCUUGGGUACAGAUCAUUUACUGAAAGGGCAGUAGCUUUGAUUAAAGAUCUAGUCGGGAGCAAAAUAGAUUCUUCCUGUCCAUUUAGACACUACCAGUUUUAAAGGGUCUGAUUCCUGGACUACUAGCAAAAGGGUAACUUAAUGUUGGAAGGGUAAGAAGAACCCAGACUAGAACAGAUGUGGCUUCUGAAAAGAGUUUUGUGGCCAGUAGUUCAUAUGGUUGUUUUCAGUGAUUAUUUCAGACUUUAGCCCUUUAAUCUUGAAGCAUUGGUAGAGCAUCCUCAUAGACAAAUCAAAACUACCAACACUGUCAGAUGCUCUUAAUAUUAACUAAGUGCCUUAAACAGAGCAUCACUGAGGCAAUGGUUUGAUUGAAAGGAAGUUUGAUAAAAGAUUUACUACUCUGGAUGGAGCCACAGGAUAUCAAUUGUAACCAGGGUGAUGUUCCUGGUUAUAAUACACCAGAAUCUUCGAUUUCGUUGGUGAUAGAAGUAUCUAAUAAGGAACAGUCCAGAAAUUUCUGAGGCUUUCAAUUUGUAAAACAUACAUUCUUUGGAGGAGAUUUUUUCUUCUAGUCAGCUGUGAUAGCACACUGGAAUAUCACAGAAGUGAAUUAAACUUGUGGGUAUUUCUGGAUGCUUUCACACUUUUCAGUUUCUCAGUCAAGGACAAUAUUACCUUUCUUGGGAAUAGGUACAGAAGUUGGUUUUAUUCACAGGGUUUAUGUUUAUCCAACAGUAGUUUUAAAGGAUUUUAUUGUCAGAUAAAGGGCUUGUUAUUUUGAAAAUAAAAAAUCUUACCUGCCAGGUGUCUUCCCCAAAAUGAGUAAGUGCCUUUUCUGUUCUGACUCUUAGAAGUAUUUACUUUGACAGAUUGAAUCUGAAUGUCCUGGAUAAACCAACUAUUAUGUACUGGGUGUAACCAAUGGCUUGUAAUCUUUUCACUGAAAGAACAAGACAGAAUGUAAGCCACUUGAACUAUUUUGAGACCUGAUGUUAUCAGAAUUUUUAUAACUGCUAUGACUAGUAUACUUCUAAGAUGUAACUUUUCAGGAACUUGGUAUUGAUAGGAAAUAAAUAUUUAUUAAAAGAAGUAUAUAAAAUAAAUAUUUAUUUACUAAAUUAAGACAAAAUGUUACACCAUGGGGGGAAACAGUCUUGCUGUUAGCAGUCCUGACUACUGAAUGGAAAGUAAAACUGAGGCCCUGAACUCUGACUGUUAAAGAAUGCACAAUAUUUGGUGAGUGAUUAGGACUGUGAAUCUUAGGUCCACAUUCUAAUAAAGUAAUUCUUCCUGCCUAAGUUUUUGCCAAUUCUCAAGCAGAAAAGAAAGCAUGAGCAGAUAUCAGUAAGAGGCCCUCUGGUUUUAUUGGUGCUGCUUCCUAACUAGAGGAUUUUUUUUAUUUGUUUUAUUUUUUUUUUAAACUUCGCUCAGGACUGGUACAGCUGAAAGUAUAUUUUCCCUUAAUUCUUAAGCCUAGACUUUGAAUGGAGUUUCUCUGAGACACUUUUGUAGUGAAAUCGUAUUCCCUACAAACAUUGAAGACAAAAAUAAACAUCUCUGUGAACAAAA